Messenger RNA from Seminavis robusta, 1929 nucleotides. The record is from the annotation of a GenBank genome assembly. Lineage: Eukaryota; Bacillariophyta; Bacillariophyceae; Naviculales; Naviculaceae.
AUGAAGCAGCCACCAUCUCUGUGGAUCUCAUCAUUGCUGUCUCUGGGAAGCGUUCUGUUACUGCUGUUGCUGGCAGUGUCUACUACAAAACCUCCUCAAGAUGGAACACACAACCGUUUGCCACGACGAUCCCUGCAAGAAGAAUCGAAAUUCUACAAUCUCUCGUCGACUCGAGAAUGUCGCAACUACGUCAUGCCCUUUUUCCAGAACAAUACAUUUGACGAACAGGACGAAUGCAAGGCACUGCACAAUGCCUACGAAACGGCCCAUUGUCCCAACGAUACCGAUGCCGCCACGGGCAUCAUUACGGAUGAUUUGGUACUCGAAUGGCGACAAGUCAAUGCCGAUUGCUGCGCAAAUAUGGAACGAUUCUAUCUACGGUAUUGCGAAUACCCUGCGGAAGAUGUUACUACUAUGAUUCUGGAUAUUAUUGGCAUUCUGCUCCUCUGUGCCAUGGCGCAGGCAGGACUGCACUCUGUUUCCGCAUUGCAUUGGAUCCCCGAUGCCUGUGCGUUCAUUCUGAUUGGUGCCGCCAUUAGUGCCAUCAUGGCGCAAGUUCAUCAUCAUGAAAUGGUUUACGAUCGAUUUUACUUUGACGAAGAUUUCUUUUUGCAAAUUCUACUCCCACCCACCAUUUUUCAAGCGGCCCUCAGUAUUGACAAACCGUCCUUUGGACGACACGUGGGACCCAUUCUACUAUUUGCGUUGGUUGGGACGGCAAUGUCGGCCGUAUCCAUUGGGAUCAUGACCCAUUACUGGUAUCCUACAUUGCCGCUCUUGGAAAGUCUCGUUUUUGGAGCACUCAUUUCAUCUGUUGAUCCCGUGGCCACUCUGGGCAUCUUGUCGGGUGUGGGUGUUGAUCCCUCUGGCACGCUCUACGCCAUGAUUGCGGGAGAGAGUUUGUUGAAUGAUGCCGUGGCCAUUGUCUUGUUUGACACUCUACAACAACAUUUGGGGGACGAUGAUGCGAUUCUGGGUGAUCUUUCCACCUACCAAGAAAUGAUGGGACAUUUUGUGACGGUGUCGGUGGGAUCCAUGGUGGUGGCCUUGGUACUCGGUGUGUGUUCCGUCCUGUUCUUUUGGAUGUUGCAAGGACAACAAGUUGCCGUCGCAGAAGUUGGCUCCUUUAUUGCAUGGGCAUUGAUACCGUACUAUGUCGCCGAGGCUUGGGAUUUGUCGGGUAUUAUUGCCAUUUUGACCAUGGGUUUCAUCAUGGACUUUUACAUUUUGGGAUGCCAUUCCGACGAUCACGGGCAUCCUCCUCCCAUAAUCAGCCAGCAUGGUACCCUGGCAGACAUCAUGUCGGGCCGAGGCCUGUUGUCGCCCGAGUGCUGUCUCCAUAUUGGGUUCAUCUCUCAUGCAAUAGCUGCCACCAUGGAAACCAUCAUCUUUGCCUAUCUGGGACUAUUCCUUUUCGAUGACAAGGUCUACAGCAUGGCACUCGACCAAGUGGCGGUAUGGAGCUGUGUCAUUAGUCGUGGUGGCAUGGUCCUAUUGCUGAGUUGGGUCGUCAACACAGUCAAAAUGCCACUGUCCUGUGUCCGGCACCAAUCAAACAAUAACGACGCAACAGCAGUGUUGCUGGAUCCAAAGACACAACUCAUGAUAUUUCUAGCUGGCAUUCGUGGGGCCGUGAGUUUUGCCUUGGUGGCCAAAAUCCCUGUCUAUGAUGUUAUCGAGGAAAAGGGGACAAAGUUCAAGGCAGAGCUCAAAGCAAUGACAUCAACAGCGAUUAUCUUUACUCUCUUUGUCUUUGGAGCAUUGGCGUACUUUACUGUCGACAGGCCGUCUCCUCCCCUAACCUCGGCAGCCAACGACGAGAUGAAAGUCAACAAGGGUUCUGAAGAUGUACUGAGCCCACUAACAGAAUCAAUCCCUGAAUCAAGGGGGAAGUAUGGAGCAACAGACGACGCAGCAAAGCCAACUUAG